This is a messenger RNA of Saccostrea echinata, 1373 nucleotides long. RefSeq lists its product as uncharacterized. The transcript is spliced from 7 exons. Bases 51 to 1238 code for a protein of 395 amino acids. The record is from RefSeq and is a predicted model, not a curated record. Lineage: Eukaryota; Metazoa; Mollusca; Bivalvia; Ostreida; Ostreidae.
GUGAGUGCGUGCUACCCGAGACUGCAGUGGACAUUACGGAAGCUUCAAACAUGGAAUCGUGGAAAGUCCUCGUGAUUUUGGUUGCAGUUAUUCAUUGCUCGGUUUCAAGACCAAGCAACCCUGAGAAUGAGCUACGUGUUAUUGUCAGGCAAUUGGAGAGACUCGUGGCCAGGACAGAUACUGGAACUCCAGAUUCCCCACCUGGUCCACGUGUACCCGAUGACGACGACAGCGAUUCAACCAAUGAUGAGGAAAUUGAUUUAUCAGAAGAGGUAUAUAAAAUGCUCUUCGAAAUGUUCGACAGGAUCCUGAAACCAUACUUUGGCAGUUUUCCAAGUGGAACUUUCACAUCUACAAUGCCACUGACCCGUGAAAGAUUUGUGAGAUUGUUUAAAGACUGGUUCAAGACGAUCGCGGGAAACCCGUCCGAUACGACUUUCAGAGAAAUAUUUUUCAACACAACUGGCACUUUCUUGAAUGCGAGGUUCCAGUGUGCAACAUCAAAACUCAACCAAAUGAUUUUCUAUGUUCUAAAGGACCAAGAGCGUGCAUUGACUGCGGGGGAUGAAAAGAGUAUGUACGCCCUUGUGAAAAAGAUUCUGGGGAAGCAUAUAACCGACGAGGCCACUCUAAACGAAGUCAUGAGGACGAUGGUGAAGAACGCCCACAUGCAUGUCUUCGGAACUAUGAUGAACAUGAAAUACUUCCUUUUACGUGAUAUUAUGGAAUUCUUUGGGAGGAUGAGGAUGAUGUUAAACACAGCUGAGAGAGAAACCUGGACCGUUACCAAAUUUGAGGAAGCAGUAAAGGAGCUCAUGUCCGACAGUAACAUCGAGUUCAGAUGCCCCCGCCUUAGUGAGCUGUGGGAAUACCACCGGGAACUUUUCAGAGAUUUCCAAGAAAUGUUGAAAGACGACUUCUUUAAUGAAGCGGAGACGUGGCUGAAAAACUACCUGGCAAAAUAUAUAACAGACCCCGCCCCCGUCAUCAGAGAGAUCCUCCCACUGUAUACCAAGUAUGUCAGGGCGGUGGAAUGGCACUUCAAAGAAAUUGACAACCACAUGAUAACCGGAAACUUUGGCGACAUCACCACGUUUGUUUCCAAGUUCCUUCAGCCGGAUCAGUUGAACUACCUGAAGUCCAUUUUUGAACAUCUGAAAACGACGGGUACGAACACUGGGUCUCCAGGGGCAAUGGAGUACCUCCGCGCCUUUGACGAGGAGGAGGAGGAGCCUUAGGAAGGAUAUGGAGGCUAUUAGACGGAGGAUUAAGAACCAGACCUUACCUCUAUGGACAAUUGAAAAAUGUUAACAAUUUGGACAUAUGCAUCUUUGUUAAGUUUUUGUUUGAAGAAUAAAAAGAAGGAAAUUUUA